AAGAAACACAUAAAGCACAAAAAACAAACAAAGCUGGCGCUGAGCAGUCCAUUCGAAUUGUUAGUUACGAUUGCACUAUUUGGAAAUUAGUCGCCGUUGUGACAGCACCGUGUAGUAGCUCGGGAGUGCUAAAUCCAGAAGGAUUUUAUAAAAAAUUUCAAUUUCUUCUAAAUUUGAAAGUGAUUCAGAGGGCCUCUCUUUUUCUGGAAACUUCUGUGGCCAACUGAACUGAAACUGACCCUGAGAGGUGCUUCGGCGACGACCCCGAAACAAAGGAAGGCGCAGGCCCAGUGCAUCACUGGCAGCAACGUAACUGCAGCAGCUGGAAAGCUUAACUGGCCAGAACCAGUGCUAACCGAAUUUGGUCAGAACCAGUUUGCAACUCUCUUAUUUGCGACGCAUUUCCGCGAUUCCGUGACCAGCUCUUCUAACAAAGACGCAUUAGAAAUGGAAGCCAAGGGCAACGAAAACCAAGGCCAGAACCAGCCGGAGCCUGGUCAUCUCCAGGAAGAUCUCGACGAGCGUCGCAUCCGCACCGACAGCGAGAGCUCCAUCGACAGUAUGACUCGGUUUGUGCUCCCCAGCCUUGGCGGAAGCCCCCCAAAGAUUGUCACCCUGGACGAGGUCUCGAGCAUGUUCAAGAACCUCCGCAACAUGGAGCUGGCUCACGAGAUAGCCCUCAACCCGGACUUCAAGCUGCAACAGUAUGAGCCGCCGCUGGACAGCCUGGAGGGCCGCAUCAAGACCAUGGUUCACAAGGCGUUCUGGGACCUGCUCCGCCAGCAGCUGGAACGCCAGCCUCCGUCAUACGACCAGGCCAUUCGUCUGCUGGCCGAGAUCAAGGAGUGCUUCCCCCAGCUUCUAUCCCCGAACAACGAACGGGCCCUGGCCCACAUCAACGAGGUGCUCGACGACGCCGUCAUUCGCCAGCAGGCGGAGCGCGGAGUUCUCGACUUCAAAUCGUACGCCAAUUUUGUUAUUAAUAUUCUGGCCAAGUCCUGUUCCCCGGCCCGGGAUGAUGCUGUGGCCAAGCUGCGCGAAAUCGAGGACGUGGUGGACACCUUCCGCAGCAUCCUCGAGUUGAUGACCCUCAUGAAGCUGGACAUGGCCAACUUUAUGCUGGCCCUGGCCCGCAAACAGAUCGCUGCCAAUUCGGUUCAAUACGAGAAGGAGAAGUUCAGCAAGUACCUACGCGAGUUCCAUGGAAAUGCUGGCUUCCCGGCCACCGAGGAUUGGCUGAAGCGCCAUCGCACCGGCAGCGCCAUGGACGAAACCAUUUACAAUGCCUACAUGCAGCUGCUCGACUAUCCGGCCGACAAGGAGUUCCCGGAGCUGCUGCGCAUGGACAAGGAGCGCUUUGUGGGCCUCACCUGGAGGGCCCAGCGCCUGAUCCUGUGCGCUUCGCUCAUCUCGAUCGCCCAGAGCACUCCAAUCAUUUCACAGAGACGCGAGAAUCGCGUUCAACUGGCCCAACAGCUGGACAUCAUAGUUCAGGACGUCAAGAAUGAAGACCAAGUACCCACUGCCAUGGAAAGCUGCUACGAGCAAAUCCGCUCCUUUGUUAACAAGGUUCUCAGUCAGGAGCAGAUGCCGGCCAUGAGCGAGGCUGAUCAGGAUGCCCUGAAGAGCCAUGUGCUCCGUCUGGCCGACAAGACUUCUCCCGUUCCCAGUCUAAUGGCCAAGCGACUAGAUGGCUAUGUGCGUGUCGCCUUGCGCUCCAAUGGCAGCAUCCCGCCACCGCCAGCUGGAUUCGUGGACUUCCAGGAGGAGCUGGUUGCAUUUAUUGCCUCCUUCCGGCGCCUGGUCUCCUACAAUCACGCCGUUUUCGGCGAACACUUCCACCAGAUCCUCAGCCAGAACAUGGCAGCCGUCGACGAUGAUACCGAGGCAGCCUCAUCUGGCGCUGGCAUCUCCACUGCUGGACAGGCUCAAGUGGCCAAGCCAUAGGGAGCAGAUGAGAAACCCUUUCUCAGGACGUAGAAAAAACGAAAAUAUGAAAAGCACACAACUCUCUAAUAGCCUGUAUUACACUACCGGAAUCGGAGGAUGUGAUCCAGAGUUUGGACGACCCGGAACAAGAGUAGAACUCACUCGGAGACUCGCGUGCGAGUGCCCCCCUUCUCCAUAUAUGUAUUGUACACCUCCUCGACAGUUCCCUGUGACUCCGGCGUAUAUAUUCGGCCCACAUCCUUAACCACCAAACUAAAAAGAACAAAAAACGGAAACCAUGAAACCAAAACCUAGCCCCCAGAAUUCUCGGAGCCUCCGCUGGGGCUUGCUGGGGCGACUGUGAUAAAGAAGAAGAAACGUUUUUAUGUGUAAAGGCUCCUCGUGGGCUCCUAACUUCACUCUGACAGCUACUGAUCCAAUACUAUAUACAUACUUACCAUGGAAAUAUAUAUAUAUACAUAUGUGUGUGUACCCCUCUAGACUAACCCUACAAAUACAGUUUAACUCUAAUCCCCAUAUAUGUCUGUAACCAGGAUCUAGUUUAGUUAAAUGGUUCUAUUGAUCAAUUGUGGACUCGCGGAAUAUGUGCAAGCAUAGAUGCUUAUUGUAUCUUUACUUAUAUAGAUUAUCCUUAUAUACAAGUGGCGUUGUUUAUCGGCGCUGAACGAAUAAAUACAAUGAAUCUAACAAAUAGCCUAA
Molecule: messenger RNA, 2649 nt
Organism: Drosophila bipectinata
Lineage: Eukaryota; Metazoa; Arthropoda; Insecta; Diptera; Drosophilidae
Product: T-complex protein 11-like protein 2
Biological process (GO): signal transduction
Source: RefSeq, a predicted model, not a curated record